AAAACUCGAAAUGCGUAUUAAGGUUAUAAAAUACUGUGUAAUAUUGUAGCAAUGAAUGCGUUGUACAGUACGUCGCCUGCUCCAAUGCAGUGGGAGGCAGUGUGCUCAUAUUAGGUCCUAUGAAGAUAUAUCGCUAUAACGACAGACGGACCGUGGAGGAUAGGCCAGUAAAGACAAUUUCUUGCACUGUUUUGAUUACGAGGCGACGACCAAAAAGAGCGGUGCAUUGUCCGCGGUCCGUAGUUCACUAUGGCCCAGAAUCAGGUGAUCCUGCAGUUCCACUUUGCUACAUAUGGUGACUCCAUGCUGCAGAAAAUGGACCUUCUUCGGCACCAGCGACGCUUCUGUGAUGUGACUGUGCGCAUCAACCAGCUUAAAGUCCCUGGUCAUAAGGUUGUGUUUGCUGCGGGUUCAUCUUUCCUCAGAGACCAGUUCAUCCUUCAGCAGGACUCCAAUGAAGUGCAGAUCUCCAUGAUCCAGGAGGCAAAGGUCGGCCAGCAGCUGCUGCUUUCCUGCUACACGGGCCAACUGGAGUUUCCUGAAUUAGAGCUGGUCAACUACCUGACGGUGGCCAGCUUCCUCCAAAUGGGCCACAUUGUGGAGCAGUGUACUCAAGCCUUAAACAAGUUCAUCAAGCCACAGCCGUCACCCAAGAUGGAAGUCGAUGUUGAGAUGAAAAGAGUGAGCAGAGAGGACAGAUUGUGCUCCCAGGCUUUGAGAGAACAGGAGCACUUCCAGGUGAAGACUGUCCAGGAGGUAGAGAGGGUGGAGCAGGUGGAGGACAUUAGUACUGAUGAUGAUGAUGAUGAUGAUGAUGUCAUUAUACAGCCCAAGUCUCCUCCUCACACGUCCGAUUUGCAUCCCGUGCAGGAAGUGGAAGAGAGUGACAUCAGCAUAGUAAAGGUGGAGUCUGUGGAGUCCACCUUCCCUACAAGCUCUCCGGCUGCCCUACACUCACCCGAGCCCCAACACUCACUCAUCAAUUCCACUGUUGACAGCCGUGGGAGUGAAAUGAUGGCACCCCCGAGCAUGCCAGGCUACCCCUUUCGCCCUCCUUCUCCGUCCAACCCUGCUGAAAAACAGAAGAACUACGACAAACCCCUCCAGUGGUACCACCAGUGUCCCAAGUGCAGCCGCGUCUUCCGGCAGCUUGAGAAGUAUGCCAACCACCUCAAGAUGCACAAGCUCUUCAUGUGCCUCUUGUGUGGAAAGACCUUCACGCAAAAGGGGAACCUACACCGACACAUGCGGGUCCAUGCGGGGAUCAAACCCUUCCAGUGUAAGAUCUGUGGGAAGACCUUCACCCAGAAGUGCUCCUUACUAGAUCACCUGAACCUGCACAGCGGGGACAAGCCUCACCGCUGUAACUACUGUGACAUGAUGUUCGCUCACAAACCUGUUCUCCGCAAGCACCUCAAGCAGAUCCACGGCAAGAACAGUUUUGACAACGCAAACGAAGGCAAUUUGCAUGAUGGCGGGCCUGAAGAGAACGACGCCAGUGGACCGUUUAUCAGUCAGUCUAACAAUUAUGAGACAGACUUCAGGUACAAUUUGAGGCACUGUCCGAAUGAGACUGUAUAAAUAAAUCAAAUGUAGGUGACCCAAGGAUGAGCAGAGACUACCACCGUAGAAAUGCCCAAUUUAAAAGUAUGGGCUGUGUAUUGUUGCCCCCUUUUUGGGGACGAUCCAUUUCUACUCUUAAGAUCGACCGCACUCUUGGACUAAAUGGUACCAUUGGAGACACCACACGUUUUUGUGGUAACUGGAGGCGCAGCGACACCAUUGGAAAGUAAAUGUCAUCAGUUGUCAAUGAACUAUACAAUAUUGCACAGUAGAAGAUACUCACAUUGAGGCUGUUGGCCAAUGCACAGUUGUACUAUACGGUCAUGUCUGGAACCAAUUCACCGCGAUAAACCAGGGAAAACUGUAUUACGUAUUUACCAUGUAUCUUAGGGUACUGGGGUGGUGUGACAAAUGGAUUACAGUAGAUCCCCGCUUUUUGCUGGUGCUACUUUCCGGGACGAAAAAACCUAGAGGAAAUAGAAAUAUCUAUUUUUACAUGCGGCUUGCUCCCCACAGUCCAGACCCUCCUGCUAGCUUGAUGUUUACCUUCUCCUCCGAUUUCAAAUCAACAUUUACAGUAAAAGUGACUUACAAUGAUUAGAUUCAGCUCCAACAACCUGCCCUUUGUCUUCAAUUACCAUUGCUCACUCGCAACACAAUCCAGGUUUAAGCCCUAAAUAUGCCUCACACACUUCUCAAACAAAUUUAAAAUCUAAAAUGUAUAGGUACUCCCCACUAAUGAAUGAUAAUGCCAGAUGAUGCAUGAACAGAUGUAAUCGGCGGCACAGUCACUAGCAGGCUAGAGAAGGUGUUGCUCCAAGUUGCGUCUACAUAAUCCACACUGUUUACCUGUUGUAAUUCCGGGAACGAUUUACAGUACCAUCAUAUAUUAACUUGUGUUGACAUCGCUGCAAGUUCUGAGGCCUGACUGACUGUCGAAGCCAGUGCUUCUGUGGCCAAACAAACUCUUGUGUCUCACAGCACACAAUUAUGGUGCGUUCCAGGACCACCGAACAAACUGCAAGCUCUCAGCGCUUGAUGGAAAACAUUAUCAGUGAAGCAUAAAUACAUAAACAUGUAAAAAUUGUGGGCUUUCUAACAGUGGUACAUGUAUGCUGUACAUUUUACCUGUAUUGUUGCAUAUUUAUACAUCAUUACCGAUGGUGAAUGAGAUGUGUUUUUGCGGAUAAAACAGCCUAUUUUGGGGGGGAAAAAAUACAUAUAUAAGUUUUUGGACCAAAAAUCUGUGAAUUUGCGCGGCUUUGAAUGCUGAAUCGAAUAAUUGAAGCACGCUCUCCUUUGUAAGACUAGGGGAAUAUUGUAAAAAUUUGUAAGUACAUAAAAUAUCUUCAAGCCAACACGAGCACUGUGCUGUCUUCAACGAACUAUGCCCGAAGUGCAGCCCGGUGGCGAUUUUUGGCCCACAAUUUGUUUUUUAAUGGCCCUCUGUAUUUUGUAAAAAUAAAAUAAAUGCAUUAUUAAUUGGAUAUCCUAUUAGAUAUUACACUGAUUUGCUUUGUUGGCGUACACUGAAUUGGUUUUAGCAUCUUUAAUGUACAAAAUGUAUCAAAGUGCCCGCACCCCCACAUCCUUCGUUUUUUCUGUAUGCGGAAGUUUGGACACCCGUGCAGUAAAGUUUGCUGUCUGGCAGCAAUCAGCAGGCACAGCUGAUUCAGUCAUAGAUGUUAGCCGAGAUGCCAAAAAUGUAGAUUUUAUCUUCAGCCUUCAUGAUUCAUCGCACGGUAGCAUUACAAAGACUUUCCAUAAAGUGACACUGCUAACAUGUACAGCACAGAAAUAUAACCUGUUUUGGUAGUGUACAUUUGUGUCCCAGCUCUUCUGUAACGAGGUUUUAUCACUGUGGACUUAUUUCACUGUAAUGUACAGUAUUGUAGAUGCCUUCAUAUUGCACUAGACCGCUCAGUGCUGAAACGGACGUUGUGCUGAAUGUGUGUAACUGAAAAUCCUGUCAGUUUUUCCAACUUUGUCCAAUGGAUAACUGACAAUGAAAACCUUAUUUUGUGUGUGUAUGUACAGGUAUAUAAUAUACGGUCUUAAGUGUAAAAGUAUAAUGUAUGGAAACAUUAAAAACCAGGUGGUUGAUAAAUACAAAAGAUUUUCCCACCAAAAAUUAAGUUUUUCAUUUCAGAAAACCCUGGAAAACCAUUGAACAGAACACAGUGAUUUCACCACUAUGACAUUCCAUAUUCUGUCUAUUGUUCAUUCAAAAUGUAUGGUAAUUACUGUUAUCGCGUAGUAACAAUAAAUAUCUACAUUACAGUGUUUCAAUGGGAGAAGUAUUACUGUUGUUGUGGGAAAAAAAAUCAAGAGUUGCUUUCAGCUUCAGCUUUCAGCUUCCAACUCUUAUACCACAUCACAUGUAAAUUAAUUACAUCAUAAACGAAGCCAAACAUCACUGGAGAUGGUGUGUUUAGGGAGAGAGGUCACAUCAAAAUGUAGUGUUUUGGUGUUAAGACAUGUUUCCAGGACCCUCUACUGGCUGUUACUAAUACACAUUCUUACAUAUAAGCAUGGUUGAGUGAAUUUGGCGUGGAAGAACUUGACUGAAGCCCUGAGCGCACACACCGCCUCCAAGAAUGUUGCUUCUGUGCGUGACCUCAUAAAUACAAUGCUGCAUGGGCAAAAUUCCCGCAGACACACCUUUAUUACACCGAAUUAUGCUAAGAAAAGUGGAAGCUGUUUGAAAUGUAUGGACAUAAAUGUGCAAAUAUUCGGAUACUGUAAUUGUGAUGGAAAGGUUUUCACAUUUUACCCGUAUAAUUGUCAUGUAACGGGUGUGGCGAUGACCCCAAGAUGCAGAGACGAGAACCCAGUGCAGGCAAAAGUCCGUCAUUUAACUCAAAAGCAGAGCAGAAAAAAGGGAAACUUGCAGAGCUCAUGGCAAAAACACACACCGAAGGCGCGAGACAUCAACAAGCAAGCAUGCAAAAAAUGAACCCAUUAUUCAUUCACUCCUCUGGUGGUGGUUAUCUACAUCUGUAUCUACAUCUGCCCUGGGGUAGACUGACGUAAACGUGGCUGCCAAUUCGCGCCUACAGCUUCUCCGACCACUACCAAACAUUCAUUCACAUUCAUACAACAGUGUGGACAGCAUUGGAGGCAAGGUGGGUGAAGUGUCUUGCCCAAGGACACAUGACAGUGAUUGGCGGGAACCUUCUGGUUUCUGGACAACCUGCUCUACCUCCUGAGCCACUUCCGCCCACCAAA
Molecule: messenger RNA, 4791 nt
Organism: Dunckerocampus dactyliophorus (ringed pipefish)
Lineage: Eukaryota; Metazoa; Chordata; Actinopteri; Syngnathiformes; Syngnathidae
Gene: zbtb26
Product: zinc finger and BTB domain containing 26
Exons: 2
Coding region: 250-1581 (443 amino acids)
Biological process (GO): regulation of transcription by RNA polymerase II
Cellular component (GO): nucleus
Molecular function (GO): RNA polymerase II cis-regulatory region sequence-specific DNA binding; DNA-binding transcription factor activity, RNA polymerase II-specific; protein binding
Source: RefSeq, a predicted model, not a curated record